Lytechinus variegatus (green sea urchin) is the source of this 5628-nucleotide messenger RNA. RefSeq names its product GTPase-activating Rap/Ran-GAP domain-like protein 3 (gene garnl3). Gene Ontology annotation, biological process: activation of GTPase activity; regulation of small GTPase mediated signal transduction. Gene Ontology annotation, molecular function: GTPase activator activity. NCBI's taxonomy places the organism in Eukaryota, Metazoa, Echinodermata, Echinoidea, Temnopleuroida, Toxopneustidae. The record is from RefSeq and is a predicted model, not a curated record. Gene Ontology annotation, cellular component: cytoplasm.
AGCCAUGUCAAAUAUCGAGUGUUGAUUUUAUUGGAUGUGAUAAUGACGGUUAAAUGUCAGUCAGAAGCAUCGCUAAUAAUCCGUGAAGGCUGUUUUCCUUUCCAUUCAACCUUGACGAAUGACGUCACACCAACUAUCCACGACGAUGGAGAGGCUCAAAAGUGAAAUGUCGCCUCCUACGGCACAAUCAAUCUCCUCGGACUGGUUUGCUCAUUUUAAGGGUUUUGGCAAUGCGUGGAGAAUGAAUCUAUUUGCACAAUGAACGUGUUUGUGAGUGCUGCUGCUGGAAUGCAGAGGUAGAGCCGAGAAAGGAUCUUCAAUGCUCAAGACAGAAGCCAAGCUAAUCAGUGGUGCUCAGUCGUAUCCAAGCAAGCUGCAUCCGUCGAAACGAGGCCUCCUCACGCUUGAGACACUCAACUAUCCCAGACAGGCGUGCGCCAAAAGUACAUUUCCGCGGGAAACCGUCACGGUGUGCGAUGUCAGUGGUGUGUGGUGGGUGGAUGCCCAUAGUAUCAGAUGCUUUCAUGACCAUCGCUCAGUGUGGAUUCUGGAUAGGACAGGGGGAAGUCAAGAAGUCCUUUAAGAGUGCAGGAACUAUGAAGUAAACCUGAGAGGUUAAAUUUGUAUCACCCACUGAGUGGGCAGGGCUUCCGAAGCAGCUUGAAUUCGUUUUAUUUCUUUCUCGAGACGCCUCAAACUAAAAAAAAGGAUGCGCUAAAAGAUGGAAUACCACCACCCGCUUGGGAUUCCCAAUCUCUCCUUCAUAGUCGACCCUCCUUUGGAUUCCUACUGGAUAUAUCAGCGUGGGCCUGCCAAUUUGCCUUGAUUUCUCGGCUAGCCACGAUUCACCGACCUCGCUUUACUUUUCCCAACUCUGCAGGGAGUUUGGCCCGUGCAAAUAGAUUGGAUUAUCUCAAUACUACGUUUGUUAUCUCUUUUUUCUCCAUGUUCUGUAACUUCGCGUAUUCAUUGGACAAAGACAGGAAAUUGUCUCUUGAUUUCACGUUGAGCUUGCUGGAGAGGAUUUGAUAUUGAAUUGUGUGCGCUGUGUUGAACUUGUUAUGCAUUGGAUGUAAGAGGAAAUUAUAACUUGGGUAUUCCCGUAAUAUGACAGGUGGUUUGGUUUGGUUUGUUUUUACUCGCGUUUCUCCAUUUUGAUCGUUGAUGGAGGUUGGUGAACCUUAUGCGAUCACCUUAAUGAUAUGUGAUGUUUCAUCGUCACAAAUGGAUGCAUUACAUAAGAUUGCUGGUGUGAGCGGAAGGUUUAUCAGCAUUGAGGUGCUCAUCUUACAAUAAAUACUGUUUCAUUCAUGCAUGUUAUGAUCGUGCGCAAACAUGAACAAGGCCUUCAAAAUACUCCUGAAAAUUACUCUUCGCAUUGUAGUACGAUAAUGGAGUAAUGACUGCAUUUCACUCAGUGCAAUUUGUCAAUACCUCUACAUUGGAUUAUUAAUUGGAUUUCUCUGGAUGACACAAUAAACAUGAAUUACUUCUUGCAUAAAAGGAGGGAAUGCGUUGUAAGUCCGCUAGCCCGACCUCUGUCGUCCCUCGGCGGUGGCUCGGGCAACCGGAUGGAAAUGACUAGCCCGGUGAGCGGUGGGGCAAGUGGGGGCUUAGGAGGGGGAAUCAGAUUCGACAAGAAUAUUCAUAAACAGCUCCGGGAGAGCGAGGACGUCGAUAUGAUGAAGUUGUCGGCGGAAUCGUUGCCCGAGAAUCGGUUGACGAGUUUUCGCGAUGUCGGCGAUCUCAGCCCUCAGGUUCGACGUCGCGCUCAAAGUUCAUCUGCCGUUGAUUUGGCAGCCAGACGCGGUGUGUUCAGUCGGAGGCAUUAUGGAUCAGUCGAACUGCUGGUUGCCACAGACCGAGAAGGGAUGUCAACGGGACGCUUUCGGGUUGAAGAUGGCGAGAGGGAUGAGAUCUCGACGAUGGCAACCGGAAGUGACGUGCACCUCGAGAACCCAGAAUACCACACGAGAUGGUAUUUCAAGUACUUUCUUGGGAAGAUUCAUCAGAACUACGUAGGAUCAGAUGUGGACAAGAAUAUCUUCUUCCUCUCUGUCGUUUUAACAGACGCAAACAAUCAUAACGUGCCCCAGUAUAGAGCUAUCCUGUGGAGAAAAACGGGAACACAAAAGAUCUGUAUACCGUACAACUCAGCUAAGUCUAUGUCUGUCAAGAGAAUAUUAGGCCGCUUUAACAUCAAAACGGAGAAGUCACCGAAAGAAAUCUACACACCAGAUAUUCAAAAAGAGCUACUUUUGUUGGAGGAGCAAGAAGGGUCUGUAAAUUUCAAGUUCGGUGUUCUAUACGCAAAGAAUGGACAGAAGUCAGACGAUGAAAUGUUCAGUAAUGAGCAUGGAUCAGAGGCCUUCCGGAAGUUGGUUGGACUGUUGGGUGAGGUGGUUUCACUUAAGGGAUGGGACAAGUUCAACGGUGGCCUUGAUGUCAAAAAUAACACCACAGGUACAGAAUCAGUUUACACAAUGUACGAGGGGCAUGAGAUUAUGUUUCACGUAUCUACCUCGCUGCCUUAUUCCAAAGAUAACCGACAACAGGUCGAGAGAAAGCGACAUGUUGGCAAUGACAUCGUAACUAUCGUCUUCAUGGAAACAGAUGACCCGGAAGAAGAAGUUUUCUUCAAGCCUUCGAUGAUCAGGUCACACUUCACACACAUAUUUGCAUUGGUAACGUACAACAAGAUUGAAGACACCUAUAGGUUACGAGUGUAUUCUGAAGAGUCUGUGCCUUUAUUUGGUCCACCGCUGCCUGCUCCUGCUGUUUUCGACGACCAUCACGCAUUCCGAGAUUUUCUGCUCGUCAAACUCAUUAAUGGAGAAAAAGCUGCCUUCAACACGCCUAUCUUUGCCAACAAGCGCCAACGAACAUUGGAAAUGCUUAUCAAAAACCUACAACAAGAUAUGAUGCAAGAAACGAAUAAGCAAAACAUGCUAAACAAGAGGUCAUUUAGUGACGUCAUUCCUGACCCUGUCUGGGGCUGGAGAAGUAAGAAGGAAGAAGCAAGGCAAGCCGAAUUUGUGAAGAUAGGACAGGUUCUUAAACUCAAAACCAUUGUUAAAGGGGAUGCCCCAACAAGCCUUGCAACGACGAGCUUACUAAAGAGAGAGCCUUGGGAACCGCAGUGUAUACAGAGUGACUUCCUUUUUGAGAUUGUAUGUGGAGAUUCAUGGGGUGAUAAGCUCAUGGUUGGCACAGAAUCAGGGGUCUUCAUCAUUGAGGAGGGUCUUAGUCCUCGGAUGAUCUUUGAUAAGACGGUCUCUUUCAAGCAGCUCAGCGUGGUAGAGGCUCAUGGAUUAUUAUUAGCCAGAGCUGACAAAGGGAAAGAUGGUCGAAUAUAUGUGUUCAGAUUAUCAGACUUUGAAGGACAAGAGAAUGAGAGCUUGAUCAGAACAAAGAAUGACUGCCGGAAUCAUAAAAUAGAGAGAUCAAAAGGCUGCCACCUGUUUUCGGUGAGCCGACCAGGAGGAAGCCAUCUUAGAAUGGUGAUAGCUGUAGGGAAGAAGAUGAUACUCAUGACAUGGAAACAUAACGCGGCUUGGUCGGCCUGGUGUAAAGCCGCUGAUACCGAUACGGUUGAAGGGUUUCAGUUCACAAGGGAGUUGUCUGCUGGCGAUGUUCCCUCGUUAAUGUGCCAUGAUGAUGGGCACGGAGAUAAUCACAUUGUAGUCGGAUAUAGACAUCAGUAUGACCUUGUCAACGAGAAAAUGGGACAUUUCAGGCAAACAUCUUGUAUGCAAUUGGGGGUUUCACUGGUAUCUGCUGUUGAUAUAUAUGAAGAUGAUGAGCCGGAAGUACUUCUUUCUUACAAUCAUAUAUCACAGUUCAGACGACUGAAUGGAGAAGCUUCUUCAGAUUUUGACAUGCAUUGGAAUUCAGCUCCAAGGGCAAUUGUGUGCGCAUUUCCCUACAUUUUAGCCUUCACUCCAGACUCUGUGGAGAUUCGUCUAGUUGUCAAUGGUAAUCUAGUUCACACGAUGACCAUGCCAAGAAUCAACCUCAUCACAUCCAAGUGCGAUAUGUACUUCACAUCAAUGGGUAUGGAUGUUCUCCAACCAAGUCCUAAGGAGCCUGUCCGUGCUUUCAGUCCUCUCUCCAGUCCUACAUCACCACCACAAACCUACGGUCCUUUCUCAGGUGCAGCAGUGAGGAUUUACAAGAUACCCUUGAUCAGUCUCGUAGGACAAAUGAGUGAGAGACCACUGCCAACCCCCUCCAACAACUGCCGACCUCGUUCCUUCAUCUCGCCUCUUGUCAACAUUGCAGAGUCUCCACCGACACCUGCUCGACGUUUCCAGAUAACUUCGGGUUCCCCUACAAAGGAUGAAUGUGAUUCGGAAAUCCUGACAGUAAGCAUCCCAGUGACAUCAUUACCUCCGCAAACAUUAACAAAGGUCAAGGCUGGUCCUAGACCUUCGCAAGAGUACUCAGACUCUGGCUACUCUGAAUCAGACUUCUCUUUUGAAUCAACAGAUUCCCUUCCCGGAAGGUAUCCGACCUCACCAAGCAAAGGUGGGGAAACUGCAGAAACACGCAGGCACAAAUUCGGUUGCCUCCGGUCACCACGACUGGUAAGACGAAAAGGGAAUUCAACACAGGCAGACAACGAUGCGCGUGCAGAGCUCCUCGGUCAGCCAAGCAAACGGGCAAGUGGCCGAUCACGGUUCACGUCAAGUACCUCAAGCACGCAGUCAGACUCAGUCUUUUAUCCAGUACGCAUUGAGAACAACAAUAACAACAAGAGUGAGGGGGACAUAGGGUUUGAGUUCAUCCCCCCUCCUCGAAGCCCACUUGCUGAUCGUCUUGGCAGCACUGGAAGCACGUUGUCACAGCAGUCAGAGGCAGAGAUGAGAGUCGAGUUAUUAGGGCGUUUGAUUCACUCUCCUCGCUCUGAUCGAGUUUCAAAUACAUCUUCACUUCAGUCCGAAGACGGUGGAUCCGUCUUUCUUGAGCUCCCAUCGAAUGGAAAGUCAACCAAUGGUCACCCACCGAGCCCGUUCGCCUUAUCGACUUCUGUUGAUGAUGACGAUAUUGAUUUGAAAUGAUAGUAACGCUGUUGUCAUGUGUUGGUGUAAUUUUGCAUUUCAUAUGAUUUUAUGUUGACUGAACAAAAUGAUGGGCUUUUUACACUGCCCCGAUAUGAAAUCAUUUUGCAGAGUUAUGCAUGAAUUUGUAUCAUGUUUGUAUGAAUAUGUCCAUUGCCAACAGGUCAUCUGCAAUCUACCCUUUCCAUCACAUUUAACAAGGUCUAAUUUACAAUGCCCAAAUUUGGAUUCCCCUUUGGGUGUGUCCCCUCGUCACUUAUCUAUCAAACCCAGUGGAAUAUACAGGUAAGUGGGUCUCCUCUAUGUGGAACUUAUAUAAGUCUUUAAAUACAUCCGGCAAUGCCAAAGUCAUGAAACAUCAAAGGUUUGAAGUUAUGGUGGCAGCAGUGGGAUGUAAACCCACUCACCUUUAAAGAAGAUACGAACCAAAAGCGCCAUCUCAAGUCCUCAACUAAUCAUACAUGGCCAGUUUCCUUACCCAUAAUGCUAGCGUAGUCUAGUAAUAUAGACCCACUUGAAUGAUAACAUGCUAUUAACUACUCAAUACAUUUAUACCGCAAUAAUUAUG